GUGAGAGCACGUGCAUAGCAUGGGACGUGGGACGGUUCCGACUGAAAUCAAGGCCAGUAUAAAUCGCCGUCGCUGAGAGGAGAGCUCACCACCAUCACUCUGUCUCGAGCUAUCAACGAGUACGCGAAUCCCGACUCUCAGAGAUCUGUUGUAAAGACGCACCGAGUUCUCACCAUGGCCCGUGCCAACAUGCUGCUCCUGGUCGCCGGCUGCGUGAUGCUGGGAGCCGUCUGCAUCGAGGCAGCGAAUUUCGAAUUCCAGUUCGUGGAACAGAUAGCGCCUGGCAAUGAAAUCAGGUCCUUCGGACCCAAGGACAGCAACGAAGAUGGCGAGAAGGCCAAUGGCUACGUCUACAGCAACGUCGCCACCGAGAAGGUGAAUGCGAACUCCGCCGUGUACGGCCAGGUCGGAGGACUCACAUUCUACACCUCGAACACCGAGUCCGAGGAGGUUUUCUCGAUCAAGUUCGCUGACAUCGGAGCCAAGGGUGGACGAUUCGCCGACGCUGAGCUCCACUGCCGUGGAGUCUGGACCUACAGCGACGACGGCAAGGACCACUCCGAGCAGGAGCUCGCCAUCGUCGGAGGAUCCUACGGAUUGGCCAAUGCCUACGGAACCCUGAAGUACACUCGCAGCGGUGACAGCAACGCUUGGACCGUGAAGGGAUCUUUCCAGAUCGACGACUGCGUUCUUGCUUGAUCGAAUGCGCAAGCUCGUUGUUUGUGGCUGUCUGAUCAGCAGCGCCGAUGGCUAGAGGAAGCCGGACUAUGAAGACUAUGCUUAGGAAGCUGAGAGAGCCGCAGACCUUUCAGUGUGAUUUCAGAUUCGUGACUAGGCGAACGACCAGUAGCAAGUUGUACAUGUAACUAUUAGAGAAUCGAGUCUUUGUUGCACACCAGCUUGCGCUUCGGGACAUUGUACCCUUGUUCUCAAAUCAGUCAGAGUUUGAGCUCUUUCGCACUUGAGCUUCCAAUCGGGACAAUAAUCACGAAUCUCUCUUUUUUCUCAAUAUACUUCCA
Marchantia polymorpha subsp. ruderalis is the source of this 1019-nucleotide messenger RNA. The record is from the annotation of a GenBank genome assembly. Lineage: Eukaryota; Viridiplantae; Streptophyta; Marchantiopsida; Marchantiales; Marchantiaceae.